Molecule: messenger RNA, 1074 nt
Organism: Chionomys nivalis (European snow vole)
Lineage: Eukaryota; Metazoa; Chordata; Mammalia; Rodentia; Cricetidae
Gene: Polr2g
Product: RNA polymerase II subunit G
Exons: 8
Coding region: 78-596 (172 amino acids)
Biological process (GO): positive regulation of translational initiation; positive regulation of nuclear-transcribed mRNA poly(A) tail shortening; DNA-templated transcription
Cellular component (GO): RNA polymerase II, core complex; P-body
Molecular function (GO): single-stranded RNA binding; single-stranded DNA binding; translation initiation factor binding
Source: RefSeq, a predicted model, not a curated record
CGGGACAUCUGCAAGUGUUUCCGGUGAGGCUGCUGCCUGCCGAGUUCGGAGCUCUGAGCUCCAAACUUCUGCAGAAAAUGUUUUAUCACAUUUCCCUAGAGCACGAGAUUCUGCUGCACCCACGCUACUUCGGUCCCAACUUACUGAACACGGUGAAGCAGAAGCUCUUCACCGAGGUGGAGGGGACCUGCACUGGGAAGUAUGGUUUUGUCAUUGCUGUCACCACCAUCGACAAUAUUGGUGCUGGUGUGAUCCAGCCAGGACGAGGUUUUGUUCUUUAUCCAGUUAAGUACAAGGCUAUUGUUUUCCGGCCCUUUAAAGGUGAGGUGGUGGACGCUGUGGUCACUCAAGUCAACAAGGUUGGACUUUUCACAGAAAUUGGGCCUAUGUCUUGCUUCAUCUCUAGACAUUCCAUCCCAUCGGAGAUGGAGUUCGACCCGAACUCCAACCCACCUUGUUACAAGACAAUGGAUGAGGACAUUGUGAUUCAGCAGGAUGAUGAGAUCCGCCUGAAGAUUGUGGGUACACGUGUGGACAAGAAUGACAUUUUUGCUAUUGGCUCUCUGAUGGAUGAUUACCUGGGACUCGUGAGCUGAGUAAGGGAGCCUCCAGCCUUGUUUGGUCCUGAUUUAGAGAACGUGACUUUCCUGCUUGAGACAUUGUCUAGAGGUUCAGUCUGUCCACUGUUACGGAGGCAAGGAAGAUCUCUUGCCCACAGAAGGCUGUGGGUACUUCCUCCAGCUGAGCUGUGUUUUCAAGACUUUUUACUCUAUGUUCUAACCAUAAAAGGUCUUUGGUUCUCAUGGAAAUGUUGUCUUCUCUUGGUCGGAAUAAGAACUUUAGUAUUGUUAUUUAUUUGCUUUUGAGAUGGGUUCUCAAACCUGUACUAACCCGGAACCACUGUGUAUCCUAGGCCGUCUUUGAAUUCCAAGUGUAAGGACUACAGGUAUACAAGAUCAUUCCUGUUUAUUUUUAGGGCUAUGAGCCCAGCUGCUCAAAAACUGCAUCUUACAUAAUAUGGUCCCAGUGUUAAUUGUGUUGAGGUUCAGAAAUUAAAGAGCCGAUGCUGCUUGG